UAAUAAGAAAUCUACUUCCAUUUUGGAUGCCGAAUAACUUUUCUUAAAUUAAUUAAGAUAUUGACAUUGAAACCGUUGGAAGAAUUUUUUCUUAAGCCUACCCGAGUCAAAAAAUUAGAUCUGUUUUAAAAUUACAUGAUAAAUUCAAAUAUUUUUUUUUUAAUUCAAGUUAUAAAUCGUAAUUAUUUUAUAUAGGAGUUUAGUCUGUUUUUGUCCGUACUAGUCAUUAUCCAGGCCAAUAUCAGACUUAUUUUCGUAUGAUAUUUAGUCGGUUUUAAAUCGCGUUUGGACUAAAAACAAAUUUUUUUAUUAUAAUUAUUGGUCUGUGUUCUAUUGUUUUUAAGGACAAAAACAGACUUUAUUUACUAUAGUUUUUAGUCUGAUUUCAAUCGCUUUUAAAUCAAAAACAGGACUUUUUACAAGUAUAAAACUGUUAUUGAAGCGGACGGGAUUUAUAUACUAGUUAAUUAAUCAAAUUUGAAUACAGUUAUGACAGUUGAAAGUCACUGAAUAUUUUUUACAAAAAGUGAGGGGUAGCAUGUAAGAAUGCCUUUAUGUUUUGAUAUACUGCAACCAGGCUUUAUUAUGUGUGGACCCAUGAGUGGCCAUAUAAUAAUUUACACCUAAUAAUAUUAAGUAUAAGCCGAGGAACUAGGUGAAAAUGAGCAGAUCUAAUUAUACUGAAAUUUAUAUAUAAUCAUGCAUAAAGAUAAGUGUGACUAUACAUGAUCAAUAUAUAAAUUCGAUUACCGUUUUAUUUCACCCUGUCUAAUUGCAUAUGAUCAGGCCUACUUUCUUUGAGACAUGUGAUUUAAUUUUAUUACAACUGAAAUUUCGAAGUGGUUGAUUUAACUUCUUUCUUGUUGAUUGAUAUCACUAGUUUUCGACACAAGAUGUGUGGUUUUACAAUAUCAAAUUUUUUUACUUUUUAUAUUACAUACAAAGUCUAAAUCGAUUAUUGUAGCUUAGUAACUGUCGGUGCUAAGUAACAGAGAAUCAAUUUAAUACUUUAAGUCAGUAUUUUUUGUAAUUGUAAAUAAGUAUUCAAGUCAGAAAGUCAGAGUUAUUAAUUUUUUAAUUUCAAUAUAUUUUCCAUUGAUAGAAAACAUUUAAAAAAGUACUAUUCAUUAAUUAAAUAUAUAAAAGAUAACACAUGUCAAUUUUAAAACCUACAACGUGUAAGGACGCUGCUCGACGCUGGGAAGAAGAUAAUAAAUGUGAUGCUUCAUCUGCGUUGGACGUAGAUUUGAGUUUUCAAUGGCCUCCUGUAGAAAAAAUGGAUAAUUCUCUGGCUUUAUUUUCAAAAUGUCUAAAAUUAUCAUUAUCAACAAAUAUGAUUGAAAAAAUUGUUGGAAUAAGUUCUCUAAAAAAUUUAAAGAUACUAUCACUAGGACGAAAUGUUAUAAAAGGAUUUUCUGGUCUUGAACCACUCGCUGAAACUCUCGAAGAACUAUGGAUUUCAUAUAAUUCAAUAGAAAAAAUGAAAGGUAUAGCAACAAUGAAAAAUUUAAAAGUACUUUAUAUAUCAAAUAACCUUGUUAAGGAGUGGAAUGAAUUCAUGCGCCUUCAGGAAUUGAUGAACUUACGUGAAUUAUUGUUCGUCGGUAAUCCGCUUUGCGAAGGUGUUGAGGUGGAUCUUUGGAGAGUCGAUAUAUCUAAACGGUUACCAAGCUUAGAAAAGCUUGAUGGUGAACCGUUAAUUAGAACGGAAGAUAGUCCUGUUCAACCAGCUCAAGCAUCAGUAAAGUUAGAUACUUCGAUAGUAGGGGAAAGUGGGAUACCUACGAAUACUUAAGAAUAUAAGCUAAUGUUUAACAAAUUAAAUAGAAAUUUAGUUAUGACUAAAAGUAAAUUAUAAUUUAGCGGUUAAUUAGAAACAUUGAUUAAUCAUCAAUAUAAGUAAUCAUUAGUAUUAAUCAGAAUGAUUCAUUCAUCAAGUACAAUUAUUAAAAUUCAUAAAAUUUUAUUAAUUUACAAUUUUUUUUUUUGGUGUCACGACUAAAUAUUACAGUCAUAAUAUCAUGUGAUAUUUUGACGUAAUGUUAUCUCAAUGUAUAGGCGGUGAUAUUUUGUCGUGUGAUAUUAUAAAUGUGAUAUUUACUUAUGUAACCUUCUUUUUCUAUUUAAAUUUAGAAAUUUAUUUUACUUUAAACUGAAAAAUUAAAUCAUCAAUGUUCAUGAUUACCUUGUGGG
Microplitis demolitor is the source of this 2193-nucleotide messenger RNA. Its product is annotated as dynein axonemal light chain 1-like. Lineage: Eukaryota; Metazoa; Arthropoda; Insecta; Hymenoptera; Braconidae. The coding region runs from base 1154 to 1795 and encodes 213 amino acids. Gene Ontology annotation, cellular component: cytoplasm. The record is from RefSeq and is a predicted model, not a curated record. Gene Ontology annotation, molecular function: protein kinase binding. The transcript is spliced from 2 exons.